CACAAAGUGAUCGGUUAGUUUUCGGGUCUUGUGUCUGCACUCGACUGUUUUUUUCGUUAGUGUGCAACAAGAUCUGUUUAUGUGUGAAGCAUAUUGACUUUAGAAUAUUUUUAGGACAUGAAGAAAGAAGAAAAACGAACAACAGUAGCUUUCUGGGGGACUCACGAGGCUAAGGACACCCGCGAGCUAUAUCGGUGCCUGGCAGGCGAGGUCGUGGCCACAGCUAUCCUGGUAUGGCUGGCGACCACCAACUGUGCACAGUUCUCGGACAACACGGGCGUACUCAAGAUCUCACUCACUGUCGGGACGACCAUAGCUACAGUUGUUACGAUCUUUGCGCCGGUGAGUGGAAGUCAUGUCAACCCUGCGAUCACUCUUGGGUUUCUCAUCGUAGGUCGUAUCUCUGCUCUCAAAGCCCUUCUAUACUUCCCCGCCCAGAUCCUGGGUGUUAUAAUAGGAACGCUAAUAUACGAGGUUUCAACACCUGAUAAUGUCCAAGGGGACAAUCUCUGUUCCAAUGGCAUCAACGAGGCUGCUGGAGUCACUGUAGAAGAGGCUUUAAUGGUGGAAGUGGUGCUAACUUUUAUCCUGAUGUAUCUGAUUUUAACCAUAAGCGACAAAAACGUACACCCUCACCCUGGUAGCUUAGGGAUCACCGUUUGCGGAUUGUAUGCUACAUCUGCUUUUCUUAUGGGGCUCAGAUACAGUGGUGUGGCCCUCAACCCUGCCCGGUCCAUAGGUUUAGCUAUUCUGGAACACAUAGUGUGGGACUCCAUUUGGGUGUACUGGGUAGGUCCGAUGCUAGGAGCAGCACUUGCAGGAAUUAUCUACAGAAACUGGUUUGACGUCGCAUUCCAGCAAGACUUAGCAACGCCUUAAUAAUAUUUCUGCAACUGCAUACUUCGCCGAUUUUAUUUGUAUACACAAUGAACCUUACGUUCCGCCACCAGGAGCUCAGAAUUACUAGAUAAUAAUAUAGAUAAUGAGUUUGGAGUAAAUGUACAUAUAACAGUUUUUGUCCUUACACAAAUGACGUCCCUUCACACAUUAAAUCUCAUUAAAUAGUAGUAAAAUGAAGCAAUACAAGAAUGAAACUUAUUAAGCAUCAGCCAUGAAUUAAAAAUUGACUACUCGGCUGAAAAUGACAAGUUAUUUAUCUCGUAAGAUGAUAGCGAUAUACGGGUGUUCAUAAAGUCCACACCGGCUUAAUAUUUUAUGAAAAAACCACAGAUAAAGCAAUAAAACUUGCUACACGAUUAAUAUACUUUUUGAGGUAACAACCAGUUUUCUCUCAAAUCAUAAGAACGAUCCCCAAGAAGUCAGAAGAUUCGUAAAUGUGAGCAUAGGUCAAGAAGUACAUAAUAUUAUGAGGGUCUAUCAAGAAAAUAUAACAAUGCCACAAAUCCUACCUCAAAAGGUUCAACCUUUAAAAAAUAGCACUGGUUUACGUAAAAAAGUUGCGAUGAUGCAACUUUCUACGUCCCCUGUAUUAGAAAGUUUAAUACUCAUUGCUAGGCUAAAAUUAGGAACGUUAUGCUUCGUAAACGCAUACUGGACCUCAGAAACAAUUGUUUAUUGUAGUUAGUGGAUCUUCUCAUCCAAUGGAGGAUGGUCCACAAAGAGUUCUACAAACGUAUUGAACGUAAGCAUACGUCAAGGCACAAUCACAGGCCAGGUACAUAACUUUAAAAGGUUUAUCUAGCAGAGAUGAAUACAACAGGCAGCACUUAAAAAGUGCGUAAGCGUAGUACGAAAUAAGAGCAUUACAUCUGGAGCGUAUCAGGACUUAGAACUUGGACUUUUAAGUUGUAUGUAUUUUAUGUUUGUAUAAAAACAAAACAAAUAUUUUAUAAAGAUUAUUUUUAAAGCAUUCUUGAGAGUUUCAAGCAAACUGUAAAAUACGUUUCUCAACAUACAUUUUGUUUUGAAACUAUUAGUGCACUAAAAGCUGUUGUUAUACUUCAAGGCUGCUUUAACCUACACUCACUCCCACAGCUGAUAUCCGUAAUUCUUAUCACCCGUGAGCUGAGUUAUCAACUGGAACAAUCACGUUUUGAAGUGAAUGUAAAGUUUAGCUCCAGUUUACCUUGCUCUUCGUGCAGCGUCUGGAAUCUUGGCUUGACUCCUGGAAUCUGGAGCGUUGCUAGUCUGAAGAAAUCCAAAAAGUCAGCGAAGAAAAAUCUCAAAAUGAACUAUUUACAUCGUUUUGACUUAAAGUUAAUCAAACAUUUAGCUUCAGAUUACAGAAGCUCUUUUAUUAGUUCAAGAAGCACAUUCCUUUUCGCAUUUUCUGUUGCGCCGUUGUCUUUUAAACAAGUGUAUCUCUCUUUGCCAUUAGUAUUAUUUAGUACAAACAGUACACGUUCUGUUGAUACAAAACUACACCAGUCAUAAAGUAAAAAGUUGUAAGUAAAAACGUUUUUUUAAAGGCAUAUAUUAGUGCAUUGUCUCAGCGUUUUAGAGAUUGUAAACAAUACUUAAUAAUUUAUGAGUUUAAUAAUUAAUGAUAUU
Messenger RNA from Homalodisca vitripennis (glassy-winged sharpshooter), 2511 nucleotides. RefSeq names its product aquaporin AQPcic-like. Lineage: Eukaryota; Metazoa; Arthropoda; Insecta; Hemiptera; Cicadellidae. Gene Ontology annotation, molecular function: water channel activity. The record is from RefSeq and is a predicted model, not a curated record. The transcript has 6 exons. Gene Ontology annotation, cellular component: plasma membrane. The coding region runs from base 118 to 879 and encodes 253 amino acids. Gene Ontology annotation, biological process: transmembrane transport.